Molecule: messenger RNA, 1440 nt
Organism: Caenorhabditis angaria
Lineage: Eukaryota; Metazoa; Nematoda; Chromadorea; Rhabditida; Rhabditidae
Source: the annotation of a GenBank genome assembly
AUGUUGGGUAAGUUAAUAAAAAUAAAUAAUCUAACCAAAAAAAAUGUUUCAGAAUCACGCAUCCUGGAUUGAAGGAGUCCAGUGGAAUCUGGCAUAAUCGCCGACCACGUGAAAUGAUUAAUGGAUUCGUUCUACAAAAUGAACUGAUGAAGAUUAUGCAAUCAAAUGCUACAGUAAUGUUAGAUGAUGAGCUGGAAUUAGAAUUACAUGUAUUCAAUGAUGUUCGGGGUGGCUGUGUCGAUGACAACUCAAAUGAUUUCUUUGAUGAAGAAUCGGGUCUCAAAUCGAUCAUAAUCACCAAAGGAAAAUGUCUACUGAAAGCGAUAGUAUUUGGAAAAUCGCAUUUUCUACAUUAUUCUGCUGAAUCACAAUCGGACAAACAAAAAACCGGAAAUACAUGGUCAAAUAGAAAAAAGAACCAAGGCUCCAGCAUAGAUUAUUCAGUCAGCAGCUACGAACAUCAACUAAAAAUUCCAUCAACUGAAACACAUUCUCUGGAGGAUCUCAAGGCAAUUGCAGCAAAAGACAAAUCUUGGAGAUUUAUUCUAUGGACCAGGCCGUAUAAUUCGACCAAAUAUAAAGUCUUUAUGAAUCUUAAUCCUAAUUCGCGCCGAAUAUGUUCGAUUGCCUUCGGCUCUGGACCAAUCGUGAGUUUUUACGAAGUUUAGUAAGAAAUAAGAAUUUUUUAUAGAUAUUGUCCCAAAUGUCAUAAAUUUCACGAUGAUGCGAAUCAUAAUCGAAACUGUAUGAAGAAAUGCCGAAAUUGUGGUCGACAAAAUUGUAAUGGGGCAUCGAUGAAUAAACAAGAAUGUCUAGACUGUCACAAAUUCUUUGACAAAUCAAUAUGUUUCUUGGCCCACAAGAAAGAGCAGAGCCGAAAUCCGAAUUGAUGUGGAUCACGAGGUGAACGCUGUAGCUCUGAAAUCGGUAUGCGAUCUGUGUAUGCCUCAGAAUGGAGCUGGUUGUCAGGAAUGUCCAAAGCCUCGAUAUAUUGCUUAUAAUACAAUUCAAGCUGGUGAAACUGUCAUCGAAGCGUUCACCAAUUUGUUGUUGAAAGAAGUUGCAUAUCAUGAUCGCACUUUCAUAGCUCACAUUGGAGGUCGAUAUGAUUUGCAUUUUAUUUUAAGCAGUAUUUAUCACAAGUGUCUGGACCGUCUCAGCAUCAUUGCUCAAGGAAGAAAUAUUCUUUCGACUACCGUGGAUAUUUCGAACAUUCCAAGUAGUUCCAAAAAUCGAGGUGCAAAUCGGCAAGAAGUUGCUCACGUGGAACAUCUCCUCAAGAAUAAGUCAAUGGCUGAAGUGGAUGCAUCGAGGACACAAAGGACUAUUGGAUUCAACAAAAUAAGAUUCAUAGAUAGUUACAACUUCCUGAAUAUGUCGUUAGAAUCUAUGCCAAAAGCUUCCGGAUUCGAUGAAGAUGUGAAGGGAUUCUUCCCCUAA